AUGUCCGACGUCCCACCAACCGAGUCCAUUCCCAAACCAGAGGAACCUAAAGAACCACAACAGUCUCCUCAGCAACCUCAGUUCCAGCAAGUACCUCCGAAUUAC
Trichomonas vaginalis G3 is the source of this 105-nucleotide messenger RNA. RefSeq lists its product as uncharacterized. The annotation marks the transcript as partial. The transcript has a single exon. NCBI's taxonomy places the organism in Eukaryota, Parabasalia, Trichomonadida, Trichomonadidae. The record is from RefSeq and is a predicted model, not a curated record.